AUAAAUAAUAUAUGUUUGAGAAUAAAAAUCGGUGUGCGUAUUUUGAAUCGGUUAUUUCAUUUAAAUGUUCGUACACGUAUCAGUUUUGUCAUUCAGCCACAGUCACAUUGAGUUUUAUGCUAUUGCUGUGCAUUUUUUUUUGUUCUUACUGUGAUAAUAAUUGUAAUGUGUACAAAUUGAAGGAAAGUAACAAAAUGUGGAGUGACAUUUGAACUGUCAUACGGUUGCAGCUGUGAAUUAUACAUUCGAUUUUAACAUUGAAAUGAAUUCAAUUUCAUUUUUCGGCUGAAUAGUUCAAAUUGAUGUAACCCUGGACUAAUCAAUUGUUCAAAAGUGCAUGAAGAAAUAUGAGAAUCAAAAUAAUUAACAGCGAAUGAAAUAUUGAUGAAGAAAAAGGAGACAAAAUAUAAUACAUUUAACACAAAUAUCAACAACAACAACAAUACAAUUCAUAAAAUACGACAAACAAUUAAAUCCCCGCCACUGAACACGCUUAUUGGAUCAGGUGGAUUCAACAUAAUCACAAAAAAAAGCAGUAGCAAUUGUACGAGAGAUUUGAAAUGACCGCUUUUGUUGUUUAUGACCGUAAAAAGGAUCGCAGUUUUGUUUUAGUUCAAAUGGAUAUGUAAACAAAUACCGUGUGCAGAGCAAAAGGCGAAAAGAGAAAGCAAACAAAAAUAAAAAGCAACAACAAUAAUGUCAACUAAAAACAUUGUAUAAAAAAAACUGCUAAAGAAGCGUGCACAACCAAGACAAAAAUAAACUGAAUCAAAAAAGGAAUUUUUACGAUUUAAACCAGAAGUGAAAACGAAUAUACAAGAAAGGAACAAACAACUUGGGUAUAAUAAUCGAAUAAGAAAACAAGUUUUGCACUACUGCAAACGUCUGCAACGAACGAUUUGAUCGAGAAUUGAAGAGUGAAGAAAAAGGCGCGAUAACGAGAAAAAGAAAAGGAUAGAAAUAAACGAGCUCGUCACACGAACCAAACACAAACAGUGUCAUACACAUAUAAAUAAAUCAGCAAACGUAUUGACAACACGUAUUUGUGCAUGGAAUUUGUUAAAUCAAGUGCAACAGUAGGAAUACGUACGAAAUCACAAAGCUAAUUACUUGUGGUAUUCGAAAGAAUAAGCAAAACAAUUGAAUGACAGAAGCAAUAUUUAAUUAUAAGAAGAACGCACAAAUUUCAAAUUAAAAAUAAUCGGUUUGAAUUGUUGACGUUAAUAUAACAAAGAAAUCGAUUGACGACAUAAACAAAACAAAAAAAAUCACGCGAAUGUUUUGCUCAGCGAAUGAUGUUCUUGUGAGUCUCACCGAAAAAACCAAAGUGCUGGCACAGAAAUGCACGCAACAACUGCGCACAGUGAAUAGCAAUCAAAAUACGGUGAAAAGCCGAUUUUACCACAUCACACCGGCAACCGAAUCGAAUGGCGAUGUCGGUGGCAAUACAACACUCAAUCGUUGCAAGUCCAUCAGCAAGUCAAACAAUGACAUGCAUUUGUGCGACAAGGAUAAGCCAUACGAUGAAUUGUAUAAAUCGAUAUCGCCGCGUAAGACAAAUGCAAAUGCAUUACGUGGAAAAAAUUUGGCGACAUGCUUUCACACAUUGACCGGUUCAUUGAAAUUGCGACGACGUAAAAGUCUACCCGACUCCGAAGCACUAUCAAUAGCCACUUGUGGCCGCCGGCGUAAAUCAAGCGCAACUAAUAACAUUGGCUAUGCAACCACAACACGGUGGUAUGUCAAGCCUACUUGGCGACUAUGGGGCGAAGAGCGAGAAAAGGACGUUAUAUUUACAGUGUAUCUAAAGAAGGUGCGAUAUCAUCGACCAACACCCAGUGCAAGCAGUGAUUCGGAUGAUGAAAUAUCACAUUUGGAAUGGGAAACGGUUCGAGUGCGUUUUGUCAAGGCGGCUACAUUAAAUCGGUUAGUUGAAGCACUAUCCACCGAUGAUGGUGAAUUGGAGAGUACGUUUGUCAAUGUAUUUUUGGCCACAUAUCGAACAUUUGCACGUACUGAACAAGUCAUCGAUUUACUAUUGCAACGUUAUGAACGAUUGCAUGCCGAACCACUUGGUGCUGAAUCGUUUGCCGAACAGCAUAAAAAGAGCUUAGUGGCAGCAUUACAUGUAUGGCUUGAUGGUUAUCCAGAAGAUUGGAAUGUUAGUAAUUUGAAGAAGAUUAUCGCAUUCACAUCGAAACGAUUGUCCAGUUCGGAAGUGCAUCACAAAGCAUUAAAUCGAUUGGAACGUUUGGCCCGGGCACGAGCACACGGCACAUCUGUUCAGCCUGCCACACCAUGGGACAAUGAUUACAGCACCGAUUUUUCACAACAAUUCAAUGGUUUAUGUUUAACACCGGCAUUUAUGCCACCAUCGCAUCUACUACAAGCAUACCGAUUUCCACACAUUUCCGUUAAACACUUUGCCGAGCAAUUGACUCGCAUGGAUAUGGAUCUAUUUAAGCGGCUGAUACCACAUCAGUGUUUGGGCGCAACAUGGUCACGUCGUGAUAAAAAUGAGGCCAACACCGUUUUGGCAACAGUCACACAAUUUAAUGCAGUUUCAUUUCGUGUCAUUUCUAGCAUUUUAAUUGAACCAAAGUUAAGACCACAAGAAAGAGCCAUCAUCGUUUCGACAUGGAUUGACAUUGCUCAGGAGCUGAGAAUAUUGAAAAAUUUCUCAUCGCUUAAGGCGAUAAUAUCGGGUCUUCAAUCGAAUGCAAUCUACCGACUAUCGAAAACCUGGGCGGUUUUACCAAGGGAAAAACUCGAGAUUUUUAAUGAAUUGGCGCGCAUUUUCUCUGAAGAUAAUAACGCUUGGGCACAGCGCGAAGUUUUAAUGCGGGAGGGAACGGCCAAAUUUGCCGAUACAACUGGCGAAAAUGAUCGGCAUUUGCAAAAAGUCUUUCAAAAGCAGGAUACGCAUAUUAGUCACGGUACGAUACCAUAUCUAGGAACAUUUUUAACUGAUUUAACAAUGAUACAUGCAGCAAUACCCGACACAAUUGGACCAAAUAAUUUGAUAAACUUUGAUAAAAAGCGUAAAGAAUUCGAGGUGUUGGCACAAAUUAAAUUACUACAGGGUGCAGCAAAUGCAUAUCAUUUGCCCGAAGAUUUAUUGUUUGAUCGAUGGUUUGCCAGCUUAUUGGUGUUGGACGAAAGAGAGGCGCAUACAUUAUCCUGUCAGUUAGAACCGCCGCCACCCUCAUCAGACAAUAAGCGUGCACCAAUUAGCGGUAGCGGUCAUAAAAAAAGUGAUUCCAUUGCAUCGAACUCAAGCAGUGGGGCCGGUUCACAAUUUUAUUGUGAAAUCGGACAUUCGAAUGAUCUCAGUUUUUCUCGGCAUAAUUCAUUAGGUCGUGACAUGACACCGCCAAAUGCAUCGAUAAUGUCAGCCACAAGUAGUGUGUCAUCGUUAUCGAUGGAUUCGUCGUCAAGUGGACAAAAUAAAGCAACGUCAACGAAUACAUAUCAAUUGCCAAAUAAUCAUUCGUCAACUGCGAACAACACUACCUCACGCGACCAAAUCGAUUUGCGAACACAUGCAAGUACACGCACCGAUAAUUAUCAGCCACUUGGAAAACCAAAUCAAACGAAUGCAAUCUAUAAUAUACCGUCAUCGCUAAAUAAUAGCACCAGUUCGAAUAGUAGCGGCCAUUAUAAUCAAUCAAUGCCACCGCAUCAACAAAAUUCACCGCAUAAAAAUCCAUCGCCCGAUUUCUAUAUCAUUCGUGUUACAUACGAAACGGAAAAUGUCGAAUUGGACGGCAUUGUAUUGUACAAGAGCAUAAUGUUAGGUAAUAAUGAACGAACACCGCAAGUGAUAAAAAAUUCGAUGCUCAAACUUGGACUGGAAGGUGAUCCCGAUAAAUAUACAUUAGCACAAGUACUGCCAGAUAAAGAAUUAAUCAUGCCGCAAAAUGCAAAUGUCUAUUAUGCCGUUAACACCGCAUACAAUUUGAAUUUUAUACUACGACCAAAACGAAAUACCGGCAUUUAAAUUGAAUUCACAUUGGUUAACAUAUGGAAACAAACAAAAGCAUACACAUACAAAGAAGUGCAUUCGCAUUUAAAUGAUAUCCGAUCGGGGAGCCGAAAUGACGUUCAUCAUGUACUAUAAAACUAAUGGCAAUAUACACGCUAAUAAGCUGAUCAGAUGAGAAAAACAAACAAGAGAAACAAACACUGAAAAGGAAAACACAAUUUAACGGUCCAAAUUUAUCAUAAAAACUCUAAACAAUUUGCACGACUUUCCACCAAAAUUUGUAGAAAUUUUAAGCACAAACUAAAUAAAAUUGAUAUGCAACCAUGUGAAAUUGAAAUUUUACACAAAUGUGACGAAUUUUAAUUUCGGGCAGCAUUAAGAGAACGAAACAUUUAAAUGAAAGCAAAAUUUGUAAUUUAUUUAUAUAAAACACACACAUACACACAAAAAAGAAAAUUUAGAAUUA
Contarinia nasturtii (swede midge) is the source of this 4451-nucleotide messenger RNA. It is a transcript of the gene Rgl, whose product is annotated as ral guanine nucleotide dissociation stimulator-like 1. The transcript has 9 exons. NCBI's taxonomy places the organism in Eukaryota, Metazoa, Arthropoda, Insecta, Diptera, Cecidomyiidae. Gene Ontology annotation, cellular component: plasma membrane. The coding region runs from base 1277 to 4000 and encodes 907 amino acids. The record is from RefSeq and is a predicted model, not a curated record. Gene Ontology annotation, biological process: Ras protein signal transduction; positive regulation of GTPase activity. Gene Ontology annotation, molecular function: guanyl-nucleotide exchange factor activity.